Molecule: messenger RNA, 2978 nt
Organism: Acanthaster planci (crown-of-thorns starfish)
Lineage: Eukaryota; Metazoa; Echinodermata; Asteroidea; Valvatida; Acanthasteridae
Product: large neutral amino acids transporter small subunit 1-like
Biological process (GO): amino acid transmembrane transport
Cellular component (GO): membrane
Molecular function (GO): L-amino acid transmembrane transporter activity
Source: RefSeq, a predicted model, not a curated record
AAGCUUUCCACCUUGGUUGUCUGUCACUAUGAAUAGCUUGAAAUCCCAACAUCAAGCCAGUAACUUAGUAUGUGACGUGACCAACUCAAAUGGCGCUACUGUAAGUGGAUAUGGCAUGAUUAUUUUGCCAGAUAACAGGCUCUAGUGACAGUUUAGUGACUGCUUGCAAUUUGUAAUGGAAAUUCAUAUGCCGAUCACCUUUUAACUCCUGUGCCACCUUUUUGAAAAAAAUAUAUAUAUUUCACGCCAUUCAACAGUUGUGCUUAGUAUUGCUAAUUUAAUUUAAUGCUGAUGUCAUGUGGCAAGUCACCGGUACCUAACAAGCAAAAAUGCAACUUGGAGAAUUUUGUUUUGGGAGGGGGGAUCCAGAUAUAAUUGAGUAUGAAUUUUAAUGUUAGAGUUCCUUUGCCUUUGCUUUUUUUUAAGAAUGUAUUAUACUGGUUUAACCUUGCAGAUAAUAAAAGUCUGUACGGAAUCAGCAUUAUAAUAGUAAGAAGAAUACGUAUAUUGAUUUUAUUACAUAAAGUAUAAUCUUGGUGCAGUUAGUGAACUGCAGCAACCGAUGUAAUGGUUAAUGCUUUUACAAAGUUCUGUGCGAAUUUCAACACUAGAAUUAUACUAAACCUCUUUUUAGCUAUAAUAUCUAUUUUUAGUACGCCCAUUAGCAUGGGGUCACUACACAAGAACUUUUGCAGUGAGUCAACUGAAUGCUUUUCUGGGUUUAAGUGUUACGGAAUUUCGUCGGCAAGCUUGGCAUCGCGAGACUGGGGCGAACAUAAAUGUGGUGCAGGCAUGUCAUAUUUCUCAAACCCUUUCUGGAUGGAGCGAGAAUGCCAGGCGUAUAAUAUCGGACGGUUGAAAGAAACUGCCAUUGCCCCGCGCUGCCUAAGGUCAAAGCGACGUCACUGCACAUCUGGUGUGGAAAUUGAUCUUUGACUUCGCAUAACGUACGAAAAUGAUUCAACACUGGAGUUGGACGAGGUUGCAUAGGUCAAUGGUGAUAAAAAGCUUAGAUUAUUAUACAUACGCAAUACACUUGGUUCCAAGCACUUUGGUGUGAAGUAUAGACCGAUUCGGUGACAAGAACCAGGCGACAUUACUGCAGUGCCCCCACGCUUAUGAACAAAAGAGAUGCACAUCAGCCAAUGGGAGCGCACAGCUAACCAAAAUCACGCGCUCGUCAAGUUUAGGAAUGCGCGGCUGAGCGACAGGGACACCCGGACCCAGAAAUGGUGUCAGCGAAUUCGGUCUGUAGCAUGAUGUAAAAUAGACGGUACAUUUUGGAGGUCAGAAAAUUCUACAGGAGUAUAGCUUUGUCUAAGGAUGGGGAAAAUUCAGGCCGACCAGUCGUCCAUGAGUAGCCAGGAGACAGCGGUCUCUUCGAGGGUUGAGCUGAAGCGAACAAUCUCGCUUUUCAGCGGUGUGUGCGUCAACAUAGGCAUCAUCAUCGGCUCGGGGAUAUUCGUUUCGCCAAAGGGGGUGCUGAGAGGCGCGGGCUCGGUGGGGCUGUCCCUGGUCCUGUGGGUCGUCUGCGGCGUGUUCUCGCUGCUGGGCGCGCUGUGCUUCGCCGAGCUUGGCACGACUUGGCCUUCCUCCGGCGGGGCCUACGCCUACUUGAAGGCCAUCUACGGCGACCUAGUGGCUUUCCUCUUGAUAUGGAUCUCCGUCUUGAUGUCUGAGCCGGCAGGGUUUGCCGUGGUGGCCUUGACGUUCGGUAACUACUGCCUACAGCCUCUCUACCCGGACCCCUCCUGCCCACCGCCACAGAUCAUGCCUCAACUCCUGGCAACUCUUGUAAUAUUGCUACUGGGAAUGACCAACGUGUUAAGUACCCGCCUGUCCACGUUUGUCCGAAACUUUUUCUCCGUCUGCAAGGUGGUCGCACUGGUCAUCAUCAUAGUCGCCGGUAUCGUGCAGUUGAUUCAAGGCGAGACGCAGAAUUUCGAGAACGCCUUUGAGGGCUCAACUUUUUCCGGACUCGGAAACGCACUGUACUCCGGACUUUUCGCGUUCGCGGGCUGGCACAAUUUGAACAUCGUGACGGAAGAGUUGAAAAAUCCAAACAAGAACCUUCCGCGGGCGAUCUACAUCACCGUGUUUUCUGUGACCAUGAUUUACACCUUUGCCAAUGUGGCCUAUUUCACAGCAAUGGCGCCACGGGAGCUCUUGACUUCAAACGCGGUCGCAGUGACUUUUGGCAGUAAGGUGUUGGGCCAGUUUGCCUUGAUCAUGCCGAUCGCUGUGGCGCUGUCCACUUUUGGCGCAGUCAAUGGCAGCUUGCUCAUCUUGCCCAGACUCUUUUAUGUCGGCGCCCGAGAGGGGCACCUCCCUUCGCUUCUGUCGAUGAUCCACAUCAAAUUCCUGACUCCUCUUCCGUCCAUUGUUGUUACGGUCGUCCUGUGUGUAAUUUACACCUUCUCCAAUGACGUCUACACUCUGAUCAAUUACUCCAGUUUAGUCACGUGGACGUCGAAUGGAGCCGUUGUAGCGGGAAUGAUCUGGGCUCGCUACAGGGAGCCCGACAAGCCACGCCCCUUCAAGGUCAACAUCAUCAUAGCCGUCCUGUUUGUGGCAGCGUGCAUCUUUCUCAUCGUCAUAGGGACCAUCGACUCCCCGAUCGACACCGCCAUCGGGGUGGGCAUCACGCUGACUGGGAUACCAGUCUAUUUCCUGCUGGUCUACCCGAAACGCUUACCCAGAUGGCUGGCUGGAAUACAAGACUCUGUGACAGCAUGGUUCCAGAGGCUUCUGCUGGUCAUCAAAGAGGAAAAAGAUUGAGAAUAGACUGACAAGGAUGGACUCCGUGGUUUUUCUUCUCGGAGGUAAGAUUAUGUACUCACCUACUUACUACUUGCCUCCUCACCGUCAGUGUAGCUCUGGUGUGUUGAUGCAGACUCACUGGCCAUUUCUGGUUACUCCUUAUACAAGACAUCUCAAUGUAGCCUAGUUUGGUUAUAACGACCAUUGUAUUUACCCUU